AUUGAUAGCUCGACACAUCUUAUAAAACGUUUAGGUCUGUGAAUAGAUUUAUUCAGUUCCUGAAGAAUCUCUCGGUUUGGUGCUUGGUAGAUUUUCACCAGUUUUAUUAAAAAUGUAUAACAAAGUGUUGUUCUUGAUUCUCACCCUGGCAAUUCUGACCGUUAAGAGCGCUCCUUUCCUGGGCCUAACAGGUAGUGGAUCCGGAACCGGAGGUCUGCUCAAUAAAGUUCAAGGGCUCGGUGAAAGGGUUUACAAUAGGAAUCGAGACUUUGUGAACGGUAUCAAUGAGAAGGUUUCCACUGUCCUGUUGAUUCCACUGUUGCCAACGAAAAAUAACAACGACGAGGAUGAGAUUCAACAGUUCAAUAUGCCUUUAGGAGAGGAGGAUCGGUUGGUGUAUUCGACGCGUGGGCUCAGUGAAAAAUACACGGAGCCAAAAUCGAGCAAUGGAGAACAACCAAAAGUGUGAUGGCAAGAAACUUGAAAAUCCGGAAAAAAACAAACAUGUUUUUUAUUUCCCACUGAUCCAGAAUCCCAACUAUUAGCAAAAACACUUUUCUAUACAAAAAUGGACCCAAUUAUUUCUAUAGGUCAAUGCAAAAAGUUUCACUUGAAACUAUAGAUCCUGAGUUUUGUGAGGAUUCGGUUAAACAUUGACCAUUGAGUUGCUUCAAAAACCCGUUAAAGGACUGGUUUUGUAACCAAGAUCAGUGAUGGUUGGAGAUAUUGAUAUAUUUUCUGCGUGUAGGGUGUUGAUUUGUGUGCUUAAAGUUGAUAAUUAGUGAGUAACACAUUACGGACCGCGAAAAAUUAUAAGCCUAGAAACACCGAAAUUCGGAAAUCUAUAUCUCAGAAAUCAAUCAAGUUUAUUUAUAAAAUAUAAUCCGUUUGAGUUAUCUUCAAGAGUAGCACACUAGCGAAAAACGAAAAAACAAGAUAUCUCGUAUUUGCUCCGCAAUAUGUUAAGUCUCUUAAGGUAAGUAGAAUGUAUUGUUCCAAAUAUCUUCCAAUAAAAAAAAAAUUGACAUCUGAGGAAAGAUGA
Molecule: messenger RNA, 1042 nt
Organism: Uranotaenia lowii
Lineage: Eukaryota; Metazoa; Arthropoda; Insecta; Diptera; Culicidae
Exons: 3
Coding region: 113-469 (118 amino acids)
Source: RefSeq, a predicted model, not a curated record